AUGGAGGAGUCAUACGAUGAAGGUACAUGGCACCAUGACGAUCCUACUUCGAAGAUAGCUCGACGUCGGGUACGAAAGUCAGUGAGCAUGGAGCGAACUGUGGAAACCUAAGUGGUCCUCGACCAGUCCAUGAUUGAAUACCACAAGAACGAGGACAUCAAGACCUAUAUGCUCACCAUCAUGAAUCUGGUGGGUAAGUUUUACCGUGAUCCGAACAUAGGGAACUUGGUGAACAUCGCCCUCGUGCGUCUGAUCGUCUUAGAAGAUCAACAGGACGACCUGGAGAUCUCUAACAACGCAGACGACACAUUGAAUAGCUUCUGCGCAUAUUCCCUGAAGGACCUGUGCCGGGGUUCUGAUAUCUGCUUCACGUUAGGCUUGGCUCACGUGUCUGGCAUGUGUAAUAGGAAGCGAAGCUGUAGCAUCAACGAAGACAACGGCCUUGCUGUUGGGUUCACCGUGGCGCACGAGAUGGGACACAACUUUGGCAUGCAGCACGACGGCAUUGAUAACCCAUGCUCGUUUGACGAUGAUCCGAGUGGCCCAUAUGUGAUGUCUUCACGGGUUCCUAGUGGUCUUACACCCACAGCAUGGUCUUCCUGCAGCAGAGAAUACAUCACUCGUUUCCUAGACGUAGGAGUCAUGAGGAGAUCACGCAUGACAGCAGCUGCACAGGGCUCUCGGUGUGGGAAAGACAAGUGUAUCGAUAUCGAUGAACAUCCCGUGGUCAUCGAUGGCGGAUGGGGUCCAUGGAGCGAGUACUUUGAGUGUUCCCUGACGUGUGGACGGGCCGUCAAGUCUAAAGAGAGACAUUGUAACAACCCAAGUCCAUCUCAUGGAGGAAGAUACUGUGUUGGUGAGAGAAAGAAGUAUACCAUGUGUAAGCUUCAGUGCAGCACCUAUGAUACAAUCCAAUCGAAUGGUACCCAACUCGCAUGGAUUCCAGUCGAUGUCAAAGAUAAACCUUGUGAAUUGUUUUGCAGACGUCGUGAUCAAGCAUUGAUAAAGAAGAAGUCAGUUCACGUGACCAAUGGAACUCCUUGUACUUGCUUCUCACGUGAUAUCUGCAUUGACGGUAUAUGUCAGAUGGUUGGUUGUGAUAAUGUUGUCAGCUCAGGGGAGGUGGAGGACCGAUGCGGUGUAUGCCGCGGGGAUGGGUCAUCCUGCCUUACAAUUCAGGAUAGUUUCAACACGAAGUAUGGACGAGGUUAUGUGGAAAUCACCGUCAUCCCUGCCGGUUAUCAGCGUUCGAGUGUGAUCUGCAAAGAGUUGAUAGCCGGCUUGGUUGAUGACCGAUACUGUGAAGGCAUGAAACCAGACGAUAUGCAGCAGACAUGCAAUGAACAACAGUGCCCUGCCACAUCGUGGGAAGGGCCUUGGCAACACUGCACAGGAAGCUGUGGAGAGGAGGGGCACAGGCAGCGAUGCGUCUUCUGCAUACGUGGUUCCACUAACGGCGAACAGACUGUCCUCGAUGACGUCGACUGCCUUAGUCAGGGCCAGGAGAAACCCGUCACUGAGACAACAUGUGAGGUUGACCUUCACUGUGAAUCCAAUGACAACUGGCAAACAGGCGAAUGGUCGCAGGUUACAUCCAUCGGCUUCAGAUACUGCUACUCGUCUGCAACAUCAGUCUCAAGAGCCUUCGUUUGGGUGGUCAAAACAACCGUGGCAGCCGUUUGCAGGAAUACUCUCAGCACCACCAUGUGUUUGAUGAUCGUCCAAUCAGGAAGCUGCUCUCAAACACACUUUCGUGAAAGAUGCUGCAGAACCUGCGCCGAAGUCAGAUAGCGUUUCCUUUUGCGCAUGUAAUCUGUUGAACUUUGGACAGUACUGA
This is a messenger RNA of Strongylocentrotus purpuratus (purple sea urchin), 1837 nucleotides long. Its product is annotated as A disintegrin and metalloproteinase with thrombospondin motifs 7. NCBI's taxonomy places the organism in Eukaryota, Metazoa, Echinodermata, Echinoidea, Camarodonta, Strongylocentrotidae. Gene Ontology annotation, molecular function: metalloendopeptidase activity. The record is from RefSeq and is a predicted model, not a curated record. The transcript has 18 exons. Gene Ontology annotation, biological process: proteolysis; extracellular matrix organization. Gene Ontology annotation, cellular component: extracellular matrix.